AUGUCAGUUACACAGUGGAGCCAUCAACAACACUCCAGUGACCAGUCUAUUUUGUUGGCUAUAAGGGAGAGGAAAACAAUGCCGGGCCAACAACAGGAACGCAUCAGGCUGUCUUCGAUGGGCGGGGAGUCGACCUGCAGCAACAGUAGCAGCGGGGGCAGCGGCAGCGGCAGUACGACAAUGAAAAUUCGGAGACGAGUGGUGAUGAUGGGCGCAGCCAGGGUGGGCAAGACGUCCAUCAUCAAGCAGUUCCUGUACGACCAGUUCCCCGAUCGAUACAAGGAGACCAUCGAGGAAUUGCACAGAGGAGACUAUGAGUUACCCGAUGGAGCACGGUUGACAUUAGACAUUUUGGACACAUCAGGAGCUUAUCAGUUUCCAGCCAUGCGAGAGUUGUCUAUAUCAACUGCUGAUGCAUUUCUUUUAGUCUUUUGUGUAGACAGGGAAGACACGUGGGAUCAAGUUAAACAUUUUAAAGAACAAAUAAUUGAAAGGAGAGGACCAAAAAUUCCAAUAGUCAUCGUAGGCAACAAGUGUGAACUCACUGAACGAUUUUUACCUGUGGAAAUAACCGAAGCGAUAUCAAAAUACGAUUGGGAAUGUGGCUACAUGGAAUGCUCAGCUAAAGAAAAUAGAAACAUAGUGCAGGUGUUUAAGGAACUCUUAGCUCAGGCAAAGGUUCAAUAUAAUUUGAGUCCGGCUGUACGGCGCAGACGUAUGUCUCUACCAAAUUACGUGGAUAACCGUUCAGGAUCGACCAAAGGACGUUACAUGCUCAAAAGAAAUUCCUGCACGGUGGCCUAAUUCGGAAGAUAAUGCAUUAUAAUAAAAAACAAUAAUAAUAAUAAUCUUAUUUUGAUUAUUUUAGACGCUGGUGUGAACAAGAAAUAAGUAAAAUAAUUUAUUUUGUUCUUAUAAACGAUUUGCAUAAUAUCAAAUGGAUACUCGAGGCCCAAAAAUGUUUUGAGACCUAAUAUGACAUAAUAUUAUAAUGUCGUGUAAAAUCAGCUUUAAAAAGUUCUAUAGCUUUACAAUAUAUAAAUGAUUUUUAUGCAAUGGUCAUAAAUUAUAUAAGUUUAAUGUGCUAUUUUAAAAUACAAAAUUGUAUAAUAAAUCGCAGUUGGUCGCAUUUAAACGACUUAAAAAUCAUACUUAAUUUUUAUUUUCGCUUACAACAAACAGUGCUAAGUGUUAACAAAUAUAUAAUACCUAUUUAUCAUAUGUAUAAUAUCUAACUAUUGAAAAAAAAAUGAAGUUUAUAUAUAGUAAUAUUAUUGUAUUAUGAAACCAAGUCGGCACGAUGCCAGUCCAUUAUCAAGCCACAGUACUACUAAACGCAUACACAAACAAUACAUUUCAUUGAGUAACGAUACGAAAACAAUAAACAUAUACAUGCGAGACCAUGUGCAAACUCUGGAAACUUUUACAAUAAAAUGUAAACCGCACAAUCUCAAACGUAAAUAACGUGGAACGGAGUGAACGAUUAAAAUAUGAAGGGGGAACAGUCUUAAGCAUUACCUCACCGAUAAUGCACUACACAGUAAUAUUAACACUUAUAAUAUCGUUGAGGCGUGUACUGUAAUAUUAAUAUAAAAACAUGCAAAAAUGAAAUAAUCUAUCCGAUUGAUUUUUAAUAUUUAUAUUGAAACCUGCGCCGAGUCGUCGGGCGGCUCAUUUGCCGGUCGUCAUUAUCACUAUCGGAUAUCGCUAUACACUCGCAAUGUUCGACCAAUAAUAUUGUGAUACGAGUUGGCGCACGCGUGUUUAAAAAUUCGUUUCUUCGUUUAGGAUUAGUUGGGUAUUAGUUCGUGCUCAGUAGAUCAAAGAUAGGUUCAAUCUUUACUAUCUCUUACUGUCUUUACUUUAUCUCUACUUAAAUGUUUUUGUUUUGUAUCCAACUAUAAAAGUCACACUGUAGAAAUCAUUUGAUAUUAAUUUGUAUUUCUUGUUGAAAAAAAAUAAGUCUAUACAAUAUUUAUUAUUGAACUAAUACGACAAAAUAAAUUAGGUUGUUAUAAAAUGGAAUCUAUUGAACUUUGAUACUUUUUUAGUUUAUAUUAUUAUUGUCUAGGUGUAUGAAUGGUAACAUUUUUAAAUUUGCCUAGUCACCCUUAUUUCUAGUGAAUUUUCAAUCAUUAUUGUUACUAUCAGUAAGACUAUAGAAUUGUAUAGGCAUUGCUAAUUUUUUUUUUAUUCAUCCAUUUAUAAAUAUGGUUAGUGAUGAAUAAUGACUUGAACUUAUAGUACUAUCUUAAAAUAUGAACUUGUGCACUUCAAAUAUUAUCCUCUAAAAUAAAUGUAUUUUACAUUAUAAAUUGUACAAAAAAAAUUUAAAAAUUUUAUAAAUUAUAUUUGUUUAAAAUAAAAAUUCAAAUACAAACAAUUAUGGGUACGUUGAGAGAGUUAAUAAAAUAAAAACUUGAACAAUUAAUUUCUCCCUUCGUCAUUUACUUGUCGUAAUACACUUGACGAAUAUCAUACUACGAUAGGUUAUCUCCUGACAAAUUAUGACUGACAACUAAGAUUAAUUUCUUACAUGCU
Molecule: messenger RNA, 2541 nt
Organism: Myzus persicae (green peach aphid)
Lineage: Eukaryota; Metazoa; Arthropoda; Insecta; Hemiptera; Aphididae
Product: GTP-binding protein Di-Ras1-like
Exons: 5
Coding region: 1-804 (267 amino acids)
Molecular function (GO): GTPase activity; GTP binding
Source: RefSeq, a predicted model, not a curated record